Messenger RNA from Galeopterus variegatus (Sunda flying lemur), 1196 nucleotides. RefSeq names its product phosphoserine phosphatase (gene PSPH). The transcript has 7 exons. The coding region runs from base 202 to 879 and encodes 225 amino acids. Gene Ontology annotation, cellular component: cytoplasm. The record is from RefSeq and is a predicted model, not a curated record. Gene Ontology annotation, molecular function: L-phosphoserine phosphatase activity; magnesium ion binding. Gene Ontology annotation, biological process: L-serine biosynthetic process; dephosphorylation. NCBI's taxonomy places the organism in Eukaryota, Metazoa, Chordata, Mammalia, Dermoptera, Cynocephalidae.
GGAGGCCAAGCCCCGAGCGCCGCGGGAGGGCGCCAGCCAGGCCGCGGGCUCUUCUUGCUCGUGCUGAGCCCACAGGUGUUUCUUACAGAAGUUUGUAGUCGGAACUCUAUGCCGCGUUUUUAUUCAGGGAAGGAACAGGAAGAGAAGAGCGUCAUCCCCUAGGAAUCUGGCUCUGGAGAAACGAGGAAAAUUCUUUCAAGGAUGGUCUCCCACUCCGAGUUGAGGAAACUUUUCUGCUCGGCUGAUGCGGUGUGUUUUGAUGUUGACAGCACAGUCAUCAGAGAAGAAGGCAUCGAUGAGCUGGCCAGGCUCUGUGGAGUUGAGGACGCUGUGGCAGAAAUGACACAGCGAGCCAUGGGCGGGGCAGUGCCCUUCAGAGCUGCUCUCACAGAGCGCUUAGCGCUGAUCCAGCCCUCCAGGGAGCAGGUGCAAAGGCUCAUAGCAGAGCGCCCCCCACACCUGACUCCUGGCAUAAGGGAGCUGGUGAGUCGACUACAAGAGCGAAAUGUUCAAGUUUUCCUAAUAUCUGGUGGCUUUAGGAGCAUUGUAGAGCAUGUGGCUUCAAAGCUCAAUAUCCCAGCAACCAAUGUAUUUGCCAAUAGGCUGAAAUUCUACUUUAAUGGUGAAUAUGCAGGUUUUGAUGAGACGCAACCAACAGCCGAAUCUGGUGGGAAAGGAAAAGUUAUUAAACUUUUAAAGGAAAAAUUUCAUUUUAAGAAAAUAGUCAUGAUUGGAGAUGGAGCUACCGACAUGGAAGCCUGCCCUCCUGCUGAUGGUUUCAUUGGAUUUGGAGGAAAUGUGAUCAGGCAACAAGUAAAGGACAACGCCCAGUGGUAUAUCACUGAUUUUGUAGAGCUUUUGCGAGAACUGGAAGAAUAAUAUUGAUUUUUAUAUGGCUUAUAACAACUUCAGAUUAAUUUUUAAAAGUUAUGGAGAUUGAUACUGUUUGCUUACAGUUGCCUCUUACAAUAACUUGUUAAAUAAAACUGGUAAUGAUUAUUUGUACUCUCAAGUAAACUACAGUUAGGACUCCUAGAAGAUUGCCUUUUUUUUUAUUGUAUUUCCUGUAUUAUGACCAUCAAUUACCUGGAGAGUUUUAUAAUCUGAAUUCUUUAUAUGUAUUCCUAGCUAUAUUUUAUGUGAAGCCUUUUAAAGGUGGAUAGUAAAUUAAACACCUUCACUAUUGGAAAUAUGGA